Alternaria postmessia is the source of this 1854-nucleotide messenger RNA. RefSeq lists its product as uncharacterized. Gene Ontology annotation, biological process: secondary metabolite biosynthetic process. Gene Ontology annotation, molecular function: oxidoreductase activity, acting on CH-OH group of donors; flavin adenine dinucleotide binding. The coding region runs from base 1 to 1854 and encodes 617 amino acids. The record is from RefSeq and is a predicted model, not a curated record. The transcript has 6 exons. Lineage: Eukaryota; Fungi; Ascomycota; Dothideomycetes; Pleosporales; Pleosporaceae.
AUGCUGCUACUGACUGUCCUCGCCUUGUGUUGUGCGAUGAUCGUGCAGGCUCGCUCACAUCUUGGACGCACUGCCAAGGUCGUCGAUGCGAGGCAGUUCACCAAUGAGACGACCUAUGAUUUUGUCAUCGUCGGCGGUGGUAUUGCAGGGCUUACCGUUGCAGAUCGCUUGACGGAGAAUCCAGAUGUUACUGUACUGGUCAUCGAAUAUGGCCCUUUCGACUUGAAAGAGGACGGCGUCAUGAUCCCUGGCGCAUAUUUCCCAGUACCGUACCUCUGGCUACCAUUAAUGAGUACACCACAAACCGCGCUUAACAAUGCGUCAUUUGGUGUGCCAUGUGGUAGAGUUGUGGGUGGUGGGUCUGUAGUCAAUGCGAUGUUCUUCCAUCGAUCGGAUGCUGAGCUUUACAACGCGUGGGAGGAGCUGGGGGCGACGGGCUGGGGUUGGUUCGAUCUGCUUCCGUAUUUCAAGAAGAGUGAGACCUUUACAGCACCAGAUGCAGAAUAUGCGGGACGUCAUAACAUUACGUGGGACGUCGCCAUACAUGGCUCUGACGGCCCGGUGCAAGCCAGUCAUGCUCCGUACGACUACCCAGGAAGUGCCAAUAAGUACAAUGGAGCACUAAGUUUGGGUAUCCAGCCGACUUUGGAUCCCAACGGUGGGCGCGCCCAAGGCGUAUUCCGCCUUCUUCGCUCUAUCGAUCCUAAAAUACAGACGCGUUCUUCAGCUCGCAUCAACCGCUACGACAGGGAUGCUGUAAGACCGAACUAUCACAUCCUUCCGAAUACAGCAGUAUCGCGUGUCGUUUUCGAAAAUCUCACCGCUGUAGGUGUUGAUCAUAUUAGCACUUCCGAUGGUACGAGAGGUACUGUCCAAGCAAGCAGAGAAGUCAUUAUAGCUGCUGGAAGCGUACAUACACCACAGAUACUACAACUCUCUGGGAUUGGUGACCCAGUUCAUCUCAAGAAUCUUGGUAUCGAGCCGAUCUCCCAGCUCCCUGGCGUCGGUCGCAACCUGCAGGAUCAUCUAGUUCUGAAGGUGAAUUACAAUUACACGUCCAACCACGUUCCAAACGGUGGAUCCUUGCAGUCUAACGCUACAUAUGCCAUGGAGCAACGCGUUCUCUAUAACACGGGGAAGCCGAGCGCAUACGACCUUACUGGUACAACUGGCAAUCUAAUCAUUCAGCUGCCUCUUUCGAACUUCACAAACGCCUCCGUAUCAAUUAUGUCUAAAGCGGCUUCAAUAUCUCCUGCCGAUAUACUGGGCAAAGAUAUCGACCCAUCCAUACUCGCUGGUUACGAGAAACAGCGUGCCAUCAUAACCAAGGGCAUCAACACGGAGGCUGUGGGUGGCUUGUCAUGGAACACUGGACCAGAGACAAGUAUCUACAUGACGCGUCCUUUUAGCCGUGGAUCUAUCAAGAUAAAAUCUACUAAUGUCCUCGAUGCCCCACUCAUUGACUAUGGCGCAAUCACCGAUUCGACCGAUCUUGAUAUAUUGUAUGCCAUCUAUAUGAAAAACCGGGAACUUAUGGCCACACCUGAUCUUGCUAUCCUUGGUCCUAUCGAGACAGCACCCGCGCCAGGCAUUGAAAACGAGGACGACAUCAAAGAGAGUAUCAAAGCAGCAUUGGAGCCAAGUAACGCGCAUCAAUGUUGUACGGCCGCUAUGAUGGCAAGGAAAGACGGUGGUGUUGUCGACCCGCAAAACAGAGUCUAUGGAACACGCAGGAUUAGCGUAGUAGAUGCGAGCACGUGGCCUCUUGUCGCUGGUGGUGGGCCACAGGCUAGUGUAUAUGCUGGGGCAGAGAAGGCUGCAGAUUUGAUCAAAGAGCGUCACGGAUUACUCUGA